Molecule: messenger RNA, 621 nt
Organism: Sporothrix brasiliensis 5110
Lineage: Eukaryota; Fungi; Ascomycota; Sordariomycetes; Ophiostomatales; Ophiostomataceae
Exons: 1
Coding region: 1-621 (206 amino acids)
Source: RefSeq, a predicted model, not a curated record
AUGAACCAACCAGACGACAACGACAUGGCGCUUAGAUUCAGCCAAAUGUACAGCUACUCACAAGCCGGGCUCGACGCAACAACAGACGCACUCACAGCAUCCAGCCAAACACUCAGCGUCCCGUCACAUUUUACCUACACCACCAGCCCGACAUCCAGCGACUCGUCCUACCUGGCGGGAAUGCUCGAGACCAGCAGUCGAGCAUCAGGCGGUUCACCGCUUCUCUCCUUGAGCAGCGCUGGUGAUACGUCUCCGUUGGCUGCAUUCGGUGGACUUUCGCACCCCGGACCACUGUUCCGUAGUACGAGCCUCAGUGGAAGCAACUUUGGCGACUACUUGGACGUCGGCGAUGCGGCAACAGUUGCAGGAUCCGCACAACCGAGCCCAAGCACAAGCCCGGGUGGACACGAUUUCUCCGGAUUCAGUGGCCUGCUGUGGCCAAGCUCCGAUGGCAGCGCUGCCAAUGACGGGAUAUAUGGCAGCUACCACAGUAGCAGCGGUAUGGGCUUUUUCGACGAUAUUUCACCCCAUACAGACCGCAGUCAAUACACGCCACCUCAGAGUUCGUGGUUGUCUGGCGGCCCGAGCAGUGCUGACGGCGAUAGUCACACCACGAGGUAA